Molecule: messenger RNA, 1215 nt
Organism: Aureobasidium musti
Lineage: Eukaryota; Fungi; Ascomycota; Dothideomycetes; Dothideales; Saccotheciaceae
Source: the annotation of a GenBank genome assembly
AUGAAAGCUGGAUUGAUCUUUGCAGUCGCCGCCGUGCUGACUUGCACCAAUGCUAGUCCUGGCAACAAGCUGCCAACAUCGGCAUCAAGCGACAUUCAGAUCGCUCAGGAACAGCUGAAGAUACUGGUAUCUCAUGCCAAAUACAUCGUCAAGUCAGCGAAGAAGCCCUUCAGUCCGACAUGCAAGCCUGGUAACGUCAAGGUUCGCAAAGAAUGGAGCACUCUUUCUCCCAGAGAACGUAUCGCCUAUACCGAUGCUGUCCAUUGUCUUCAGAAGAAGACUGCCAAGUCACCUGCUUCCUGGGCUCCGGGUGCAAAAACGCGCUACGAUGAUUGGGUGGCCACACACAUCGAUCAGACACUUCAAAUCCACUAUACCGGCACGUUCUUGGGCUGGCAUCGCUUCUUCCUCUGGGAGUACGAACAAGCCCUUCGCAACGAGUGCGGCUACCAAGGCACACAACCCUACUGGAACUGGGGUCUUUCUGCUGAGAGCGGCAUGGAACAGAGUCCUGUCUGGGACGGCAGCAAGACAAGCAUGAGUGGCGACGGCGCCUACAUCAACCAAACCGGCCUCGAAGUUGUCCUCGGUGGCAAUGGGCUCCCUGAAAUCUACUUCCCUACCGGCAGUGGAGGCGGCUGCAUCGAGUCUGGNCCCCUUGUCAACAUGACCGUGAAUCUUGGACCAGCAGCUCUCACCAUCCCUGGCAACAUCACCUCUGUCAGCCCCAAUGGUCCUCUCUCCUAUAACCCUCGCUGCCUGAAACGCGACCUUACAGACGAGCUCAACAGGCGCUUCGCAAACUUCACAGCCAUCGUCGGUAACAUCCUCGGCCCCAAAAAUGUCUACGACUUCCAGAUGCAGAUGCAAGGCAUCCCCGGCAGCGGUAACAUCGGUGUUCAUGGUGGUGGCCAUUACUCCAUGGGCGGAGAUCCUGGCCGCGAUGUGUUUACCUCACCAGGAGAUCCAGCCUUUUACCUUCACCACGGCAUGAUAGAUCUAGUCUGGACAGCAUGGCAGAUGUUGGAUCCUGAGAACAGAUUAUAUGGCAAGGAUGCCAUUGCUGGCACAAACACGUUUUUGAAUCAACCGCCUAGUGCAAACACAACUUUGGGUACAGAAAUCAGUAUUGGCUGGGCUGGAAGGGGGUUGAACGUUACGAUGAGGGAUGUGAUGAGUACAGUUGCUGGACCAUUCUGCUAUGUAUACGCUUGA